Strongylus vulgaris is the source of this 678-nucleotide messenger RNA. The record is from the annotation of a GenBank genome assembly. NCBI's taxonomy places the organism in Eukaryota, Metazoa, Nematoda, Chromadorea, Rhabditida, Strongylidae.
CAGAUAACCAAAAUAGAAAAUCUCACAGAUUUGCCAAAUCUAGUUAUACUAGACCUAUCAUACAACCGAAUUACAAAAAUCGAAGGAUUAGAAGCUCUUAAAAACCUUAAGGAGCUCUAUCUAACUCGAAAUAAAUUAACAAAAAUUGAAGGAUUGAGUAAACUAAGCUCAUUAGAACUUCUAGAACUGGCCGAUAAUCGCAUUAAAAAAGUAGAAAAUUUGGAGGAUCUAACAAGUUUGAAGAAACUUUUCCUUGGAGCUAAUCAGAUUACAACUAUGGAAGGUCUCAAUACACUAAAGGAGCUCACAGUGUUGAGCUUUAUCGGCAAUGCUAUUCGAGAUAUUGAAGGACUAGGAGCUUUGACAAAGCUUAUAGACCUGUCAGUGGCUCAAAAUGGAUUGUCAAGGAUAGCUGGGUUAGCUUUUUCUCAUAGAAGGCAUACAUUGAUUGUUUAUAUUUGCAAAACUGUCAUUGGUUUUUCGAAAAAAAAACAUAUAGGCAAAAACCUGAUCGAACCAAGUUGGGAAUAUCCCAAAAUUGAUGAAGCGAAUGUCGCGAACCGCGGAUGGAUGCAAACCAGACGUGCGAGUAUACCUCUGCCGAGGGUACCUUGCGUUAAGCAUCUGCUGCCUGUCACGAUGUUAACUACACAUGCUGCAGCCUCCUACAAACCCUAA